CAGUUACAACGGCUAGUUUGUAACAUAAUAUCGAUUGCCGUGGCGCAAGUGACCACCGAAUACGAUUUCCUUUUCGAAUUUCGAAUUAGCGCCAAAUAUUCCGGUUAAUGUUUUGUUAGUGUUUUUAGUUUUAAGCGAUCGGGGAACAUUAUGAAGUGCUUUACCUUGGGUUUAUUUGUAGUAGUAUUCGGCGGUAUAUUGCAACAAGUUCAUCCGACCUGUGUUUUGGAAUCGGAUUUUGGAUUCACACUGAACUGUGCUUUUAAGAAAAGUGGACUAUUUCGAGUUAGAAAUCUUGGUGGUGUGAAAGCUCAUAUCGGGCUGGGGUUCAGUCUUGGGGAUGAGUUGGGCUUUAAAGAAUCUCUUUCUAAUACGGAUCAACUGAACAGAAGAAGAUCUGCAGACAUCUCUAAAAUGCAGGCGCAGUUAAUCCAAGCCACGCAGAACCAGCUGGAACAGAAGAAAGCCAAAUUUGUUGAUCCCGAAAAAGUAUCUUCAAGCAGAUCAUCAUCAGACAGCAAGAGAGCACUUCAAAUAAUAUCUCCAGUAGCAUCUGGAACAGUACGCCAUCCAAGUGAUUCCGGACCUGCUGAUAUUCCUCCGUUUAAACCUAUACCACCAGCCGCUGAAAGACCAUCUAUGACUAAGACUCCAUCCCUCCAACCUCAAUCUUUGGGUAAUUCUAAACAUUCUUCAGUAGAUCCUUCUAUAGCGAAAGUUAUGGCUGUGGUAGCUGUUCCUAAAAAACAAAUAUCUCAAGUAGAUAAAUCUAGUAGUGGUUUUAGUAACAGAUUACUUACUGUCGAUGAUAAAGAUGUAGAUGCUCCUGUUAAUCAACCUUCUUCUAACUCCCUACAAUAUCUUCUUUCUGCGAAUAAUCUUACAGAAGAAGCGCUUGAAAUGGCCCUUCUUCAAAGGCAAAAUAUGCUUAAUAAAUUAAAAGCUAAAACUACAACAACUACUUCAACUACCACCAGAAGGCCAGUGACUUCAAAAUAUGCAAAUCCAAACAGUAUUGGGAAAGUAAUGAAUGCCCCAAAAGAAUACUAUCCAGUGGGUUAUGAUAAAAAUUUUGACGACAAUUUUGCAGCAAGGGUCGAGUUACCAGAAACUUCUUUUUAUUGCGAACAUCAAAAACAUUUUCCCGGAUUAUAUGCAGAUGAAGAUCUUGGAUGUAUGGUAUUCCAUGUAUGUGCAUUAACAGACGAUGGCUUAAUUAUGAAGAGCUUCUUAUGUCCUGAAUCGACCCUCUACGACCAAGCAAUACUAAAGUGCAAUUGGUGGUUUUAUGUGGACUGUAAAAAUUCUAAAAAACUGUACGACUCCAACAUCCCGAUAUCGAAAAGUUAUCAACUAAUGAAGGCAUUAACAUUUUUCUCUGCAUAUAAAAAGGAACCAAAUUCAACAAAUUCCAAAAAUAACUCAUAAAAGACUGAUAAUUUGUUUGAUUUGGAACCAUAAGAAGAGGUCAUUAUUACUGGCCUUUAUAGAAUUAUUUUUUAAGCCCAUUUUUUGUUCGUUGGCAAAAGAUUUAUUUAAUAUAAGGAUCCUACGCGCUAGAGACCGAGUCACGAAAUAAUCAUGAUAGGCAACUUGCUAGCAAUCGCUACAGUAGCCCAUUUAAGUUAUCAUCAUGCUUCUCGGCCAAUAAAAAAAUUAACAUUCCGGGAAGAUUAUCUGAAUUCUUGUUUGGUAUUUUUUUCUAAAUAUGUGUUUAACCACCACAUACUCCUGUUAAAGCUGGUGGGUGUGGCUUGUUCGCGCGACUUUGUCACUAGUACGUGGCGAUCCUAAAAUAAUUGCAGAUUAAAAUUUGGAUCUGCAAUAUUUUUAAAAAAUAUAUCGCGUCUUUCAUGUUUUUAAAAAACUUUGAUAGUUCUUACUGCUUAAAGCUCAAUAUUAUAAAAUACAGUUUGUAUUGAUCUUAGGUGAAAAUUAGUUUAAGAUAAAACAUUUAUUAUUUGAGGUUGCUGCGUGUGUGAAUAGUUAUAGUAUUAGAGUAGUAUCAAAAUCUGAAUUGUUCAUUGCUCAUUAACCUUCACCUAGAAGCAAACAAAAGGAAGAUCAUCAUUGAAGAUUAUAUGUGCUCUUACAAACAGAUGAAAUUAAUUAAUCAUCAAAAGUUGUAGUAUUGCUCGUAGUGUAACUACAAAAUUAGUGGAUAUAGUUCAUAGCUUACUUUUAUUCUAAUCGUAUAUGUGUAAAUGCACUUAGGUGAGGUAGACUUUUAUACAAAUGCCUAAAGGCCGAUUAAGCUACAUUUUAAAUAAAUUAGCGUAUGACCGGUAUUAAAUCCAAACAACUCAAUUGUGUUAUGUGCAAACCAGCACAUAAGUCAAAUUUGAUUAGAAAAACUAGCUAGAAUAAACUAGAUUUGUUAUAGCCAAUUAAGUCAAUACGUUGAUUUCCGCAUCCAAGAUCUGAUAUGGCCAGACCUAUAUACGUCAAGCUGUCAUUUCUCUCGUGAACUGACUUAAAAUGUAACCUAAAUGUUAUGUUUUAUAUCUACAAAAUAAAUCUUCUUUAGCUACCAGUAUAAUUUACGAAACGUAUGAUUUAACUUAUGAAGCAAGACGUAAUUUUAUCUAUGAGCAAAUUAACCUGUACACUUAGGCUUCUGUUUAGUUAGAAUAUUUGAAAACCUCUAGCUAAAGUUAGUAUGUAUAAGAAAUGUUAAGCCUACAUUGCCUCUUUAUUAAAUUACAUUUUAUAGUAUAGAUUAGUUAAAUUUUGUGUCAUCGCUAUAUUUAAGUCUGAUUCAUUUAUCAUACUUCUGUUUUCUAGUCAUAGUGGUGGGUAGGUAAAUGCACACAAUCCCCAAAGGACUUUUAUUUAUUUUUGUUACAUACAGCUAAGAAAACAAUGGAAAAUAAAUUUAGUAAUUUGUUAA
This is a messenger RNA of Anthonomus grandis grandis, 2890 nucleotides long. RefSeq lists its product as uncharacterized. Gene Ontology annotation, cellular component: extracellular region. Gene Ontology annotation, molecular function: chitin binding. The record is from RefSeq and is a predicted model, not a curated record. Lineage: Eukaryota; Metazoa; Arthropoda; Insecta; Coleoptera; Curculionidae. Bases 151 to 1428 code for a protein of 425 amino acids. The transcript is spliced from 6 exons.